This is a messenger RNA of Drosophila ananassae, 1870 nucleotides long. It is a transcript of the gene gammaTub23C, whose product is annotated as tubulin gamma-1 chain. The transcript is spliced from 2 exons. Gene Ontology annotation, molecular function: structural constituent of cytoskeleton; GTP binding. NCBI's taxonomy places the organism in Eukaryota, Metazoa, Arthropoda, Insecta, Diptera, Drosophilidae. Gene Ontology annotation, biological process: mitotic spindle organization; meiotic spindle organization; cytoplasmic microtubule organization. The coding region runs from base 254 to 1675 and encodes 473 amino acids. The record is from RefSeq and is a predicted model, not a curated record. Gene Ontology annotation, cellular component: nucleus; spindle; microtubule.
UACCUCUUAUUGCAUGGAUGAUUUUAAAAAAGGCGUUUACAACACUGUAAAGUAAAAAUUGCUAACACAAACCCGCUGGGGCAUUUUUUUAAAUAAUAGGCGAAAACCUAUUUGUUAUCUGUUUCCUUUUGUGUUGCACAUAUUAUUAAGCAUAAAAAUAUUUUCCAUCCGUCCAAAAAAGAAGGCUCGAGACGAAGAGGGCGGAACAACGAACGCAGCAUCAUCCUACGGUUGAGCCUUAAAACAAUCGAAGAUGCCCAGCGAAAUAAUUACUCUGCAAUUGGGCCAAUGCGGCAAUCAAAUUGGCUUCGAGUUUUGGAAGCGUUUGUGCUUGGAGCAUGGCAUAUCCCCCAGUGGUGUCCUUGAGGACUUUGCCACCGAUGGCAUGGACCGCAAGGACGUGUUUUUCUAUCAAGCGGACGAUGAUCACUAUAUACCUCGAGCUGUACUGCUGGACUUGGAACCGAGGGUUAUAAACACCAUUAUGGGGUCGGCCUACUCUAAACUUUACAAUCCAGAGAAUGUCUACCUCUCCAAGCAUGGUGGUGGCGCAGGCAACAACUGGGCCUCAGGAUACAGUCAAGGCGACAAGUUGCAGGAGGAGGUGUUUGACAUCAUCGAUCGAGAAGCCGAUGGCAGCGAUUCCCUGGAGGGCUUCAUUCUUUGCCACUCCAUAGCUGGUGGCACUGGCUCGGGAAUGGGGUCCUUCAUAAUGGAGCGCCUAGCGGACCGCUACCCGAAAAAGCUCAUCCAGACAUUCAGCGUGUUCCCCAAUCAGGAUGAAAUCAGUGAUGUGGUUGUGCAGCCUUACAACUCUAUGCUAACGCUCAGGCGGCUAACCAGCGCUGCAGACAGCGUGGUCGUGCUGGACAACACAGCACUUAAUAGAAUUGCGUGCGACAGGCUGCACAUUCAGAAUCCUAGUUUCUCCCAGAUCAACAAUUUAGUGUCCACUAUCAUGAGCGUCAGUACCACGACUUUGCGGUACCCGUCGUACAUGAACAAUAACCUAAUAGGACUCAUGGCUCCCUUGAUCCCGACGCCUCAGCUGCAUUUCCUUAUGACGGGCUACACGCCCUUGACAAGCGAUUCCGACGUCAACAGUCAGCAGACGGUGAAUGUGCGAAAAACAACGGUGUUGGACGUGAUGCGACGACUUCUCCAGCCCAAAAAUAUGAUGGUGUCCACAGGUCCGGACAAGACAAACCAUCAUUGCUACAUAUCCAUAUUGAACAUAAUCCAGGGCGAAGUGGACCCCACACAAGUCCACAAGUCUCUGCAGCGAAUACGCGACCGCAAGAUGGCCCAGUUUAUACCAUGGGGCCCUACUUCUAUCCAGGUGGCCCUGUCCCGAUCCUCACCGUACGUGCAGAGCAAUCACCGCGUAUCCGGAUUGAUGUUGGCGAACCACACCAGCAUCUGCUCCCUAUUUGAGCGAGCUCUCAACCAGUACGACAAGUUGCGCAAGCGAGGCGCUUUCCUUGACCAGUUUCGCCGGGAGGAUAUCUUUAAGGACGACCUCACCGAGCUAGAUGAGUCCAGGGAGACGGUUGAUUGCCUUGUGCAGGAGUAUGAAGCGGCUACCCGACCCGAGUAUCUGCAGUUCUCUGUGAAGCGCGCAUCGGGAGACUCGAAAACAGAUGAAGCUAAGGCCUUAGCUGGUGGCGGCGUCUAAUAAACUUUAAGCUUUCCCGUGCCUUCUGCGUGCCAGGUCCCAGCUCGAAUAUAUUUCCCAAACUAUCUAACUCAACAGACACGGGGUUCAGAAUCCCUCAGUAUUGACUAACAUGUUGUUUGUAGUUGCCAUGUAACGUUACAAGUCUUUGCAUUUUUAAUUUGUUUCUAAUAAAACAAAAAUGAUUUCAAUAAA